AUGCUGCAGCGGCUGGCAAAGCUACGUCCCAGAAGGUCCGGCAGUGGCUUGCUCGCUUCGCAAAUCCUCCACGACCCCAGCUUAGCUUGCAAAGGCGUCUGGCUCGGGUUCAGGGCCAACACCUUCCAAGAGUGCUACUGCCCGCGACCUGGUCGCCCCCUCAGCCCUGUCUGCAGAAAGUUGGUUCGGAGUUGGGAGCAGGAGGAGAGGCGAGGACGAGCCGAGGCCGAAGCAUUGCUGAUGGAGGACGCGGCGCUGCUGAAAAUGACCUACGUCUGUCUCUGCCAGCGAGAUCACACGCCUGCUUUGCGAUAUGCCAAGCGCAUACUGGACAAGAAUCAUUUGCUGCCUCCGCCUUCUGCUGAUUCACGACCUCCGGAUGACAAGCAGGAGCAGAUAAAGCGAAACUGGACCAUCCAGGCGCAGAAUCUGCCGCAUGGCAAGGAUGCGAAGGUGCUGACUAGAUUCGCAUCCUCCCUGGGCACAAUCGCCUCCGCGGUAUCCUACACUGCAGAGGCCCUGUCAAUGUCUGGCAAGGUGUUGGAGGCGAGAACACUCAUGACCAGCUUCGGCGACAAGACCUUCUGUAAGGCAGUUCAGCAGCAGGUGAGCUACAUCUCAGAGCAGGACCGAAAUCACACUGCGCCCAGCUCAACCAUGCUGUCCACCACUGUCAUGUACGAGCAGCGCGCGGACAAGAAGGAGGAUGGUGUUUACGAAGGCUGCCACAAUUCACAGCUCAACAACCAGCCGCCGACGACCAACCUCGGUGGCAUCACGCCGCCCAGCUUCUCCAUAAACUGCGCCUCCGCUGCCCACCAGGGCAAGGAGCGGGAUGCAAAGGAUGGAAAAGAUGGAAAAGAUGGAAAGGAUGGAAAGGGUGAGAACGAGCGUGAGAAGACGAAGGACGGCUCUUAUGCUCUUCUUGUUGCGUACGAGUCGACAAUGUUCCCAACCUUGGGAGACAUGCAGUCGAUGCUGUACACCAACAUGGCGGCAGCCAUGGCGCAAGAUAACGCCCUAGAGGAUGCACGAAAAGUCUGCGACAAAGCGCUUCAGAUACAGCCAAGAGCGCUGCUUCCACUGAGGACGCUUGCCUUCCUGCUCAUGAAGCAGGGAAAUUCAGGUGAAGCCAUCAGGCGCCUGAAAGGAGAGAAGAAAGGACAGUGA
Molecule: messenger RNA, 1170 nt
Organism: Symbiodinium natans
Lineage: Eukaryota; Dinophyceae; Suessiales; Symbiodiniaceae
Source: the annotation of a GenBank genome assembly